AUCAGCAUGGCAAAGACUUUCGCUCUAGUUGCGGCAGCGGCGUCGCUGAUACAUUCCGUCACCGCUCAAUGUACGACCGCUCCAAACCAGACAUACGACUAUAUUGUGAUUGGAUCGGGAGCUGGUGGUAUUCCUGUCGCCGACCGCUUGAGCGAGGCCGGCCACUCUGUGCUUUUACUAGAGAAGGGCCCGCCGUCCAGCGGAAGAUGGAACGGCACAAUGAAGCCCGCGUGGUUGGAAGGCACAAAUCUUACGCGGUUUGAUGUGCCAGGCUUGUUCAAUCAGAUCUGGAGGGAUUCGAACGGAGUCGCGUGUGAGGAUACAGGUGUCAUGGCCGGCUGUGUCCUGGGUGGAGGCGUAGCCGUAAACUCGGCGCUGUGGUGGAAGCCUCCAACUAGAGAUUGGGAUGUGAAUUUCCCCGAAGGAUGGAAAAGCGCCGACAUGAAGAGCUCAGUCGACAAAGUGUUUCAACGAAUCCCGGGAACCGAUACUCCUUCGCAAGAUGGGAUACGCUACAACCAAGAGGGCUUUGAACGAAUCAGUGAGGGACUCGACGCAGCAGGGUUCAAGCAGGUUAAGCCCAACGAGCAGUCUGAAGAGAAGAACAUGACUUAUGGUCAUUCCACAUUCUUCAUUGAGAAUGCCGAGAGACAAGGCCCGCUGCGCACAUAUCUCGAAACCGCUGCUGCACGUUCCCAAUUCUCACUUUGGACCAACACCAUGGCUAGAAGAGUUGUCAGAACUGGAGGGCGUGCCACUGGCGUUGAGCUGCAAUGCAGAAAUGGCGCUGGAUUCAAUGGAACCGUCAACGUUACACCUGGAACUGGUCGCGUUAUCGUAUCUGCUGGUACUAUGGGCUCUGCUAAAGUGCUCUUCCGAAGUGGCAUCGGUCCUACAGAUAUGUUGAAUGUGGUCAAGAAGUCUCCCAUCGACAACGAAACCAUGAUCUCGGAGGAUCAGUGGAUCAACCUACCCGUAGGAUAUAACUUGAACGACCACGUGGGAACAGACAUCCAGGUGGCUCACCCAGACAUCCGAUUCUACGACUUCUAUAAAGCAUACAACACCCCUAUCCAAACCGACGUCGAUGCCUACCUGGCGAACCGCACUGGCAUGCUCACAACAGUCGCACCCAAUCUCGGUCCCAUUAUUUGGACAGAAGUUACCCCUUCAGACGGCCGAACACGCUCUAUCCAGUGGCAAGCCCGCGUCGAAGGCCGCACAAACACAUCGAUGACAAUAACGCAAUACUUGGGCACGGGCUCCAUCAGCCGCGGCCGACUAGACAUUACGCCCCAACUCAACACCCGUGUAGUCACAGUGCCAUACUUACGCAAUGCAACCGACAAAGAAGCCGUCAUCAUGGGCAUCGAGCACAUGCGCGGUGUGCUCAACGGCGUGGCGAACCUGACAUGGGUGACUCCAACAGCUGAGCAGAACACGACUACGUUUGUCAACAGUAUCCCCGCGGCGCUCGCAUCCCGCAACUCCAACCACUGGGUUGGAAGUUGCACCAUUGGCCCCGCAAACGACGGCACUGCAGUGGUGGACCUCGAUACCAAAGUGUACGGCAUGGAUAAUCUGUUUGUAGUGGAUGCGUCGAUUUUCCCGGGAAUCACAACAGGGAAUCCAUCUGCUGCUAUUGUGUCGGUGGCGGAGAAGGCUGCGGCGAGAAUUCUUGCAUUGAAGGGGACCGAGAGUGAGGAUGGGGAUGUGUAGAUGAGUCCGGGUGAAGAUGUUAUUGCCAUCAUCAAUGAGUGCUUCCAAGGGUUUGUAGUUUCGUAUGGGAAGGCUUGAUAAUACCAGUAACAUCAAUGAUAUACACAACCAUGCGUACUUU
Messenger RNA from Periconia digitata, 1840 nucleotides. The record is from the annotation of a GenBank genome assembly. Lineage: Eukaryota; Fungi; Ascomycota; Dothideomycetes; Pleosporales; Periconiaceae.